Molecule: messenger RNA, 3003 nt
Organism: Propithecus coquereli (Coquerel's sifaka)
Lineage: Eukaryota; Metazoa; Chordata; Mammalia; Primates; Indriidae
Gene: HEATR4
Product: HEAT repeat containing 4
Exons: 16
Coding region: 1-3003 (1000 amino acids)
Molecular function (GO): oxidoreductase activity
Source: RefSeq, a predicted model, not a curated record
AUGACCAGGACCCAAAAGAAAAAGACUUUUCUCUCCCAUCAUUUCCAUCAAUCACUCCCACCGCAGCUGAGAUGGGGCAUGAUCUAUCCGCAACUAAAAAGUGAGAAGACAUGUGCCUUCAUCUCCAACGUGCCCCCAGUCUUCCCCUUCAGCCCACAGCAUUACGCACACCGCAAGAGCCAAUAUCUGAAAAACGCCGCUGCAAACCUUACCUUUUCUCAGGAGGUGGUGUGGCAGCGAGGGCUUCCCAGCAUUCCUUAUGGCCAGUACCGCUUUGACCACCUCUAUAACACAGAUGACAUCAUCCAGCCUUCCCAGGUUAGGAAGGCCCAACCCGAGAAACCUGCCAGCUUCAAGUUCUUGGUUCCUUUGGGUCCCUCAUCAGGGGACACCUCUCAGCCUAUGAAGACAAAAAGCUCUGCCAAUGCUGAAAAGAAGCCACAGAAAUCAAAGCCAGCAAGGGUAGUCCAGGAAGCACCUUGCCCCCGCAUCCAUCGUCCCUGCAGGGAUCCAGAUAUGCUGGGUCUGCCACCUUCUCCAGAUGUGAACCUGGAGGAGAGGGAAGCCUGGCUUCUCCCUGCUGAGAAGGAGGCCAGAGCCUGGGAGGCCAUCGUGCUGGAAAAGCUGAACAAGCGCACAGCCCGAUGGAUCCAGAACAAGCGUCCUCUAAGGUCUGGGGUAUCCCCCAACAAGUGGCAGACCUUCUUGUGCCAGCAGUAUGACUGGAGCCACAUCCGGGAUGAGCUCACCUCCACCAGCGACCUGGAGCUCCUGAAACAGCUGGAGGCAGAAGAGAUAGCAGAGUUUGAGGAUCAAAUCGUCAUCCUGCCCCCUGAGGAAAAAAAGAAGCCAGAGCUGCUGCUUCCUGUUUACUACAGAUUGCCCAGUUACUUCUCACGAGCAGAGACAGCUGAAAUCAUGCCUGGCAACAAUAAGACCACUGAGGAUAUCAAUGAAAGAAAGAACAUCUUUCAGCUCCAAAACCAGAGCUACUUCCGACAGGUGAAUCCCCGAGCUGGAAAGUUUGCUUACUCCACAGACAACACCUUUGAACAGGAGAUUUACUUUGAUGAAGUCCAGAUCAUCCACCGGAUUGGUGCAAAGAGAGACCAGAUUUUCCUGGAAAACCUCAAUCAGUACAGCAAACAGUUAUCUAAGGUUUUCCCUGAAAGUCCAGAAAAGUGGUCUUCCCAGGCAAUUCCUGAAGCAUGCUGUAGGCCCGUGAAAGGAGCCCCGCGCUGGACUGCUCUGCCCAUCCCAGCCAAGGAUCAGCUGCUGCAGGGUUGUGAGGAGGAUGAGUCUCUUAAAGCCAGGAGGUCGAGGAAGCUGACAAAAUCACCACAGGAGGAUGUGACUUGGGAACUGGCAAUGCUGCAGAGGAUGCUGCAGGAAUGGAGGACGGCGUGGGCUCUGAUCAUAGAGUGGCACCAUGAGACAGUGGAGAACCUGCUGCGGAGCUUGACAGACAUACAUGAUGACAUUCGGAUCCAAGCCAUCAUCACAUGUGCCACAGCUGCUUUGGAACAGCCCAGGACUGUCACCAGCCAGAGGAAAUCAGCCCCGUCUAUCCAGGACUUGCCAGAGGUUCUACAGCCAGCUCUGGAGGCUGCUCUUUGUGACAAGAAUCCCAAUGUACAGAUGGCAGCAGCAAUAUGCCAAUAUGCCAUUCAGUCACAUAAUCCCCUUGCCCAGGACAUCAUGCAGACUGCCCUUCUGAAGGGUAACAGUGUGGAUAGCUGGACUGCAGCCCAGUGCCUGGCUCUGGAAGGUGCUGCCACUUACCCUGUAAUUAAGAGGAUCCUCCAUCAGCUGUUUAACAAGAAGAACGAGGACAUUGAGGACCGGGCUUGUAUGCUCCUGAGCCAUCUCAGUGGGAAGACAACCCUGAUACACACCAUGCUUGCUGUGGAGCUGAACAGUCGUCAGUGGCAGGACCGGAUAGUGGCCUGCCGGGCUUUGUGCCGGAUCAGUGGAGAUAUCUGCUUGGAUAUGAAACAUAAGUUGAUCCAACUGAUGUGGAAUGACUGGAAUAAGAAAGUAAGGCAUGCAGCUGCACAAGCAUUGGGGCAAAUGAGCCUUGGGAAAGAGUUGCAUGACACAAUCAGGAUCAAGCUGGGUCAAGGAAAUUCCCAGGAGCGUGUGGAAGCCCUCUCCCUGGUCCGUGAGCUCAAGCUCAUGACCGCCAAGCUCCUUCCAAGCUUCCUGCGCUGUUUCUCUGAUGACUUCACAGCAGUUCGGCUGGCAGCCUGUUUGGCAGCUGGUGCCCUGCAGAUCCGCGACAAGAUGGUGCUCGAAUGCCUCCUGAAUCUGACAGAGAGAGAUCCUUACUGGAAAAUCAAGGCCUCUGCCAUUCGAGCUUUGGGACAGAUUGGGGAAGUAAGUCCCCAGCUGACAGAUCUCCUGCUCUGGGCCAUCCACUAUGAAAAGUCGCCAGGCGUACGACUAGAAGCUUGCCGUAGCAUCCUAGCCCUCAAACUUCAAGGGGACCGGGUCAGGAACACCUUCCUAGAUGUGCUGCUCCUGGAGAACCAUGAUGCUGUUCUAAAGGAAAUUUACCAGGCAAUGAAGAUACUCAACUUAGAAAAUGAAGGAAACCAAGAAAUGCUUCAGGAGAUCAAGAAAAAGAUUCACACACUAAGCCAAAAGGACUUGCUGACGCAGAAAAUAUUCAAGCUUGAGAAGGUCAUGGGAAAAGUGAGGGAGGAAGCAAAACGUGUUUACUUUCAACCCAAAGAAGAUGAAGAACCACUGGCACUCCAUACUUUACUCCAAGCAACUUUUCAGGAUGAGGUGGUUCUUCCUAGAAGACCGUCUGAGGUUUGUGACAUUGAAGCAGUCAUAAAGCCUGUGAAGCCCCGCACACCAAAUCCCUGGUUACAAAGUCCAGUCCCAGGCCUAACCACACCAAGCAGAGGUCACUCGCCACUUGUCAAAGAUCUACGCACCUCCCGGGAAAAAAGAAUUGCUAUGGGGCCAUUUGGAUCUGACAACUCAGCUCUCUAG